AUGAUGCGUAAACGUUGUUUUCGUCGUCGCCGGCGAAUGCUGGUUUACAAAUCACUUGUCAAUGUGGACGGCACUCUUGAUGCUUCGACAUCUUCUGCGAAGGGUAAAAAGAAUGAAACAAGAGGUGUAGGAAAGGAUGCAUGUGGAUUGCGAGGACCACGUCAUGCACGGCAUCGGUGGGAUAAGGUUGGAGAAUGGGAUAAAGUGGUUCUGAAGAAGAAAGAGCAAGACAUUCCAAGUACACAUUCAAAUACAGCUCACUCCAUGAAACAAGAGCCUGAAAAGUUCCUUGCUGCUUUCAACCUGCGGAAUGAUAUUGAUACUGGAGACAUGUCUGAAUAUUCGAAAAAUGUGAAUAACUCAAAAGAGGAAAACUAUGAACAGGUGCCAUCCAAUAUUAAUGCUGCAGUGAGAGGACAUCAGGACAGCGGAUUCAGAUUCAUCAUUCCAGUCGAGAUAAACAUCAAUGAGCAACAUGGAGGGAUUUUUCAACAGAAUAUUUUCAAUAUUGCCAUACAGCUAUGGAAACCAAAUGGUACAGAUGAAAAAAGAACAGGGUUGCAAUCCAAACAAACAGACUCCCAAAGCACGGGAAACACUAAUUUGGAUUUAAUUGCAGAAAAUGGGCCUAACAAAAAUGCAACCAGCAUGAACAUUACAGAACUUGCUGAUAAGCAUAGCCUGGGGAAGCUUGGUACAAUUUCUGACAACACAAGUGAGCACCAAAUUAAGAAACUUGACUCAACAGAUGCAUCAAUUAGACAGUCUGAUGUUCAACCUCCAAAAAAAGAGCUGGCAGAUGACAUGACACGGAUCCUCGGAGGGAAUCCGGUGCUGCCACACCAGUUCCCUUGGCUGGCUGCCCUCCUGCUGGACGGAGAGCUACAGUGCGGUGCGGUCAUCAUCUCCCAUCGUUGGCUGCUCACUGCAGCUCACUGUGUCACUUUGUACUCCAGCUCACAGCCUCUUCUGGCUAGAUUCUCGGUGUACUUGGGCGCACAUGACAUAUCUGCAAUCUCCGAGCCUCAGCGUUUACAGAUGACACUCCGUCGUGUGGUUUUUCAUCCAGGGCAUUUGACUAUUCUCAGAGACAUUGCUCUUCUUGAAUUGAAGGAAAGCAUCAGUUACUCAUCUGUGAUCAGGCCAAUUUGUUUGCCAAAUGCUGAACAAUUUGAAGCUCUAGAAGAGGCAGGCACCCUGUCAGAGGUGCUGGGCUGGGGAGAGGUGGGAAACAGCCAAGUGUCAGCGCUGCCGCUGCUGGCCCCAGUGCAAGUGGUGGGCCGUUCCAUCUGCCAGCGUGCCUGGGCUGCACUUGGGGUCACGCUCCCACCCUAUACCCUGUGCUCUGGCUCGCAAUCUGCUGGCACUUGCAAUGGAGACAGUGGAGGAGCCCUGAUGGUUCAGGAUGUUGACGGACUUUAUUAUGCCACAGGCAUAAUCAGUUUUGGAGCUCCAAAAUGUGGCACUCCUGGUAUCCCAGAUGUCCACACUCGCAUUGUCUCCUACUUGAAUUGGAUUUCUUUGGUCACCAGCGGUGGUGGUGCCUGGAAUUACUCAUAA
Molecule: messenger RNA, 1560 nt
Organism: Schistocerca nitens (vagrant locust)
Lineage: Eukaryota; Metazoa; Arthropoda; Insecta; Orthoptera; Acrididae
Product: transmembrane protease serine 11D-like
Exons: 7
Coding region: 1-1560 (519 amino acids)
Biological process (GO): proteolysis
Molecular function (GO): serine-type endopeptidase activity
Source: RefSeq, a predicted model, not a curated record